ACGUCCUUGCUCAUUGGCAUUCGCUUGCACUAGUCUCACGCACUAACGGGCCACCGUAAAUUCCGUGAACGUACAAAUUCUCGCGAUUGUACACUAUCUCAGUGAAGGAAGGAAAACAUUACGAAAAAAUCGGAACUCAAUGGAUUAAGGCAGAACACCUUGAUUCUUUGAAGACAUCCUCCACAUGUGAAGCUCAUCACUGGCUCACAGUAUUCCGUCCUCUCUGCCCCCCACUGUCUUCAAUGAUGUAGAUGAACUUUAUCGUCUGUGCAGCAGUUCCUCUUCUAUUGCCUUCUGUGGAUUCCUGCCCAGAUGUCCAUGUCUCCUUUCCUUCACACUUUACCACCCUGAGUCUGGAACAUCACCUCUCCUGAGUCGAACCAGUGACUAUACCCCAGCUCAUCCCUGGUUGAACAGUCCACCUGUGUCUACUUCCUCCACCUUAAGGCAAUGCUGUUCUCUCUGCGGGAGCUGGUCCAAUGGCUGGGCUUUGCCACUUUUGAGCUCUUCCUCCAACUGGGGGCUCUGCUGGUUUUCAGCGUGCUGGUAGCGCUACGGGCCGACUUCUUUGACCCUGGGAUGAGCUGGUGGCUGGUCUUCAUCCCUCUGUUUGCCGCUGAUGGCCUCAGCACCUACUUCACAGCCAUCGUGUCCAUCCGGCUGUACCAGGAGAAUGAGAAAAGGCUGGCAGUGCUGAGGCUGCUAUGGGUGCUGACGGUGCUCAGCCUUAAGCUGGUGUGUGAGGUGCUGCUGUGCCAGAAGCUGGCAGAGCAGGAGCAGGCGCGCGAUCUGUGGUUCGGUCUCAUUGUCUCACCGCUCUUCAUCCUCCUGCAGCUGCUGAUGAUUCGUGCCUGCCGCGUCAACUGAGGCCAGGGGCAGUUUUGUUUAGCAACAAAAUUGAUGCGUGCGCAACUAUGGGGGGGGGGAACCCAGACCAGGUUGGGCAAAUUUGGUUGUGUAUCAGCAGUUUUUCUCAUGUUAUGUCAGUCACUCAAUUAUACCAUGUCAGCUAACAUUUUUUAGAUUGGUAAAUUAUAGUCUUGCCAGCUAUUUAAACUUUGUCUAAUUACCGACCAGGGGGGCCCCAUUGAUUUUGUUACUCACUCAGAUAUCAUAUUAAAAACAGCAAACAUUUCUCUCCCUAAGGUAGAAUGUGUAGAAUAUCAGGAAAUUAGCUGUAAAACUGCAUAUUAUUCCUUCCGCUGUCACGUUUUGCUUGCAAGGUAGGGGUGCAAAAGGUAGGGCCCCCAAAAGGUUAGGGCUGGCUCUUAAGGCAUGUUGGGGCGGCAGGGUAGCCUAGUGGUUAGAGGGUUGGAAAAGUAACCAAAAGGUUGCAAGAUCAAAUCCCGAGCUGACAAGGUAAAAUUCUGUCGUACUGCCCCUGUUAACCCACUGUUCCUAGGCCGUCAUUGAAAAUAAGAAUUUGUUCUUAACUGACUUGCCUAGUUAAAUAAAGGUAAUAAAUCAAAUGUGUGUGUCUGGAUGUAAGGGGGACUGUAUGGAUGUAGGUACACAGAUCCAGACCUCAUGAGUUCAGAAUUUCGUGACCCCCAAAGUUCUCCAUCCCUGGCUUAGAUUGUUGACAACAUGUAAACUAUAUUUACUUUCAAUGUUUAUUGAAAACAUAAAUAUAUUUGCACAAUGAGUACUUGCUGUCUCUCAAAUACAUUAUUGGUUAGCUAGCUAGCGAAAACACCUCUAAACAAGAUAUGAUAUCAAUGAGAAGAUACAGGCUACAACGACCCACCUACCAUUCCCCUCAUGGCAGGUUCUUGUCAAUGGUGGAGUUAAUUUUGCAUGGCCCCGGGUAGACCGCGGUCUUAAGUGAAUUAUCCUACCCAUCUUGGGCACCGGGCCAUGCAAAACGAAAUUCACUAUUAUUGCUAGCUAUCAUAACAACGCAUGCAUUCCGGGCCACAUCGAUGCGCUUGGAUCACUUUCGUGACGUUGUGUGCCAACCCGUCUAUACAGGUGGGUUGUUUUAAUUAACAGACUAUUGUCAGUGGACUAAUGGCUGGAGAUGAGGGUCAUGGGUUUCCCCUCAGUUUCUGACCUCGUCUGAGGACAGUGUGACAGUGUUUCCAUGCGCUUUGUCUGUAUGGCUCUCCCAUGAACAUUGCUGCCUGUGGAUAAAAUGUAUUGUAUUUGAUCUGUGUUAUGGUCCUCUUGUUCAAGCAUGGCCUAAUUGUAUCCUUCAAAGUGUAAUUCCUAACGUGAAAUGUGGUGCUGGGGAGGGAUAAUUGAAGUACUGUCUUGAAUUUGGUUAGACUGUCCCAGUUUGUUUUCUUUUCUGCUCGUUUUUGGUAACCUUGUUGUUGUUUGUAUAUAUGUGUAAAUAAACAUUUAAGCAGG
Oncorhynchus gorbuscha (pink salmon) is the source of this 2352-nucleotide messenger RNA. RefSeq names its product transmembrane protein 203-like. The transcript has 2 exons. Gene Ontology annotation, cellular component: endoplasmic reticulum. The coding region runs from base 451 to 867 and encodes 138 amino acids. Gene Ontology annotation, biological process: intracellular calcium ion homeostasis. NCBI's taxonomy places the organism in Eukaryota, Metazoa, Chordata, Actinopteri, Salmoniformes, Salmonidae. The record is from RefSeq and is a predicted model, not a curated record.